AUGUUAGGUAGGUCCCAAAGGUCCGGGUCCAGGGAUCAGUCUCUGGGUCCCCACCCGGCUCGGGUCCCUAACGCUGCAGGCAAUUGCCUACGGCACUCUCCGCCUCCAGCCACGCUGCAAUCCUUGCUCCAGGCACUGCGGCAGGUUCUCUCCUGGCCCCGAAGAGGACUCUCCAAACCCGGCCAGCUCUUUCCUCCUGCCCCUGAGGAUCCAGACGCCCUGGCAGCUCCCGGGCUCCAGAAACGAGAAUGGGAUGCUGCCUCCAGUCCCAAUCGACCCAAGUUUCUUCCCAGAGGGUCCCGGAGGCCGCUCCAAGUUUGCUGCGGCUGGCGGACGGCCGCGCGCCCCGUCCGAAGAGGGGGGCGGAGAGGGGGAGGGCGCGGGAGCGGGGGACUCGGAGGGGGAGGAGCAGGAGCGCGCGGCCUCGGUGCUACCUUUCUGCAAACAACGUUGCCACACGCGGAGAGCACCGAGAUUUCUGGGGCUUCGGAGGGAAUCGCGAGCGAGGGGGCGGGCGGCGAUCGGGGGACCACACAGCCCACAGGCGCCCCCACCCCCGCGCUGCACCCCCAGCCCAUUCACUGCGCGUCCCCCACGAGAAUACUGAAGCCCGACGACCCAAAAACGGGAGCAGCAGGCGUCGGAGCGAAAAUGAAAGGUGUGGGAGACGGGACUUACUUUCCGAGGCGCCGUGCUGAGCGCUGCAGACGAGAAAUAAAGGCCCGGAACCGGGCAACCUUGAACCCCACGAACGCGGCAAUGUCAGGGCUCCGGGUGGGGCGGCGGCGGCGGCCGCAGGGCACCGGGACGGGGACGGGGACGGGCGCGCGUGCGGCGGACGCUCGCGCUGCGCUCCGGCUCGGCCCGGCUCCGCGCGGCUCCGCGCCUGGCUCCCCUCUGGCUCCUGGCACCGACUCGGGCAGUCACAUGACGCCGGCGCCGCUCGCUCUGCGAGCCUCCCGGGGCUGGCGGGGCUUGGAGACCCCCGAAGCAAACUUCCCACGGGCCAGGCCUGCCACUGGAGAGAAAACGAGACCGGUAGCAGCCGCAUCUGCUCAGCGGGGCCUGCCUGAAAACUUGGCAAACUUAGGUCCGGAACCUCCGCCUCGGGGGAGAACUGCGGCCGAGCUGUGGGCUCGGCCCGCGACCUUUCAUUUCUGCUUGCUUCCCUGGAACCAAGCGCGGGCGUGCUCAGUGGCCAUCACCGAGCUCAGAGCGGGGUGGCGGAAACGAGCCUUCUUGUCCAAGCCAGGCCUCUUGGAGGACUUUGUAUAGCUUGGUACCCGACUUUAUAACGUUUUUGAGUUUCUUUAAAACAAUAUUAGUGUAAUAAAAAGAACAAAGGAAAAAUUGGUUCAAUUGUUUUAGUCCUGUGUAAUGUUUAAAAACACCGCUGCUUCAGUCUGUGGUUUGUUAUUGCUUUAAGAUGUUUUAAAGACCUUUUAGGUUCACCAUUCUCACCUUGAUGCUUCAUCCAGGUAUGGCACUACCUAAAAAGUAGAGAUGAAAGUAUAUUUUGAGCCCCAUGAGGUAGCUACGGAGUUAUAAAAUUAGUGCUGGGUAACCUCAAGUAGUCAGAUUGCAUAUUGUAAAUAAUGCACAUAUAAAAAAGACCACAUGGAGAACACCCAUCAUGGUACCCCAUAAGAUUAAUCUUUAAAAUGUAAAGGCAUGAGGAUUUGUUCUGUUAAUGAAUAAAAGAUAAAUGCAAGACAAAGUGC
Messenger RNA from Manis pentadactyla (Chinese pangolin), 1721 nucleotides. Its product is annotated as triple functional domain protein-like. Bases 1 to 1275 code for a protein of 424 amino acids. The transcript has 3 exons. The record is from RefSeq and is a predicted model, not a curated record. NCBI's taxonomy places the organism in Eukaryota, Metazoa, Chordata, Mammalia, Pholidota, Manidae.